AUGUAUCCCAACAAUAAUUUUUGUUAUUCACAUUCGUAUGUGUGCAUCGAAUGCAACAAAGGAUAUAAAUCGAGAACGGCAUUAAAUCGACAUGUGAGGGAAGAUUGUGGCAGGAUUUUAUACAGAUGUCCCAUUUGUUCUUGCAUUUUGCCGAUGAAGAUUAAUCUCUACAAUCACUUGAAGCGAGAGCACGGUUAUUUAGGAAGUCAUAUUUGCAACGCUUGUGGCAAAACGUACGCUUAUUACUCGUCAUUGACGAGACACAUUCGGGAGGAGUGUGGCGUGCCUCCGAAGUAUCAAUGCCUUUUUUGUCCCAAAAAAACGAAAUUACGUUAUCAUCAUCAUCAUCAUCAUAUGACAUUGAUCAGAAGGAGUAUCUACCCCUGUGGAAAAUGCGAUAAGGUCUAUUCAAAUGCGUCAUCAUUGUAUCGUCAUUUGAAAUUGGAGUGCAAUAAAGCUCCACAAUUUCACUGUCAAUUUUGUCAGUUCAGUAGUAAGCGGAAAUUUAAUUUGGAUUCACAUGUUGCUUAUAGACAUCAGGGUCGUAAACGAACGUACGUUCGUCGACGGCGACAAUCUGCGGCGAACAGUAUGGGUGCACUCCUCUCAUUAUUACGAUCUGAAUUUAAACAAGUGGGAAUGAAAAAGAAUCGAGCACGAAGUACCAGUGAACAGGGGACGACAAAUUCUCCAUCCCAUCGUGAAUCGUAUCGCUCAGGUUCAGGGAAUGAUAGCAAUAAUAAGAAUAAUAAUAAUAAUUUUGAAAAUAAUGAUCGAUCAACGCGUGAGGUGGUGUUUCCAGAUUCAUUUGAAGUUCUUCCACAGCCACGUGAUUUGAGUGUCAUUUACAUGGGGGUGCCGCAUGAGCAGCAGAGAAAAUUUAGGUGUCGAUUUUGUGGCAAGGGCUAUCGUUGGAAAUCGACGAUGAGAAGACACGAGAUGGUGGAAUGUGGCGGGAAACCACCGUCGUUCCAGUGUCCCGAGUGUCCGUAUAAGGCGAGGCAGAGGGGAAAUCUCACUGUUCAUUAUAAGCGACAUCAUCAAAAAUCUGAUGAUAAUUGGUUUCUUCAAGCACACGAUGCUUUCAUAAGUCCACCUAGCAUGUCAUCGUAUUCUGGUACACGUUCGAAUCAGGGUGCAUAUCAACCGGUGAGAACGGCACGAGGACAAUCGACAUAUAAGUGUCCAAAAUGUAGUCGAUUUUACAUGAGGGCUUCGUGCUUGAGACGACAUUUGCGUGUUGAAUGCGGCAGAGAACCGAAAUUUCAAUGUAAAAUUUGUCACGGCUGGUUUAAAUAUAAACACAAUCUCGCCGCUCACAUGAAAUUGCAUGUCGAGGAGCCCAAGCAUCAUUGUGUUAUGUGUCCGAAAAAAUUCUAUCGUCGUGACAAACUUGUGGAGCACGAACGAAAAUGUCACACUACGUAA
Leptopilina heterotoma is the source of this 1428-nucleotide messenger RNA. Its product is annotated as zinc finger protein 347-like. The transcript has 6 exons. The record is from RefSeq and is a predicted model, not a curated record. Lineage: Eukaryota; Metazoa; Arthropoda; Insecta; Hymenoptera; Figitidae. Bases 1 to 1428 code for a protein of 475 amino acids. Gene Ontology annotation, molecular function: RNA polymerase II transcription regulatory region sequence-specific DNA binding; DNA-binding transcription factor activity, RNA polymerase II-specific. Gene Ontology annotation, biological process: regulation of transcription by RNA polymerase II. Gene Ontology annotation, cellular component: nucleus.